Messenger RNA from Salvelinus namaycush (lake trout), 1155 nucleotides. RefSeq names its product zinc finger protein 239-like. Gene Ontology annotation, cellular component: nucleus. NCBI's taxonomy places the organism in Eukaryota, Metazoa, Chordata, Actinopteri, Salmoniformes, Salmonidae. The transcript has 2 exons. Gene Ontology annotation, molecular function: DNA-binding transcription factor activity, RNA polymerase II-specific; RNA polymerase II cis-regulatory region sequence-specific DNA binding. Bases 1 to 1155 code for a protein of 384 amino acids. The record is from RefSeq and is a predicted model, not a curated record. Gene Ontology annotation, biological process: regulation of transcription by RNA polymerase II.
AUGAAAAAUGAGGAAGAUGCCGUAACAUUGAAGGAGGAGAAUGUAGUGAAAGACGAGGAAGAACCUUUCAGAAUCAAAAAGGAGGAAGAUGCCGUUACAUUGAAGGAGGAGAAUGUAGUGAAAGACGAGGAAGAACCUUUCAGAAUCAAAAAGGAGGAAGAUGCCGUUACAUUGAAGGAGGAGAAUGUAGUGAAAGACGAGGAAGAACCUUUCAGAAUCAAAAAGGAGGAAGAUGCCGUUACAUUGAAGGAGGAGAAUGUAGUGAAAGACGAGGAAGAACCUUUCAGAAUCAAAAAGGAGGAAGAUGCCGUUACAUUGAAGGAGGAGAAUCAUGAGAGAAUACACACAAGGGAGAAGCCUUAUCACUGCACCCAGUGUGGAAAGUGUUUCAAUCAGCCAUGGCAUCUGAAACGGCACGAGAGAAUACACACAGGGGAGAAGCCUUACCACUGCUCCCAGUGUGGAAAGUGUUUCAGCCAGUCAGGGGAGCUGAAACAACACGAGAGAAUACACACAGGGGAGAAGCCUUACCACUGCUCCCAGUGUGGAAAGUGUUUCAAACGGCCAGGGCAUCUGAAACAGCAUGAGAGAAUACACACAGGGGAGAAGCCUUACCACUGCUCCCAGUGUGGAAAGUGUUUCAACCAGUCAGGGGAGCUGAAAGGACACGAGAGAAUACACACAGGGGAGAAGCCUUACCACUGCUCCCAGUGUGGAAAGAGUUUUACGCUUUUAGGAACCCUUAAAGCUCACGAGAGAAUACACACGGGGGAGAAGCCUUACCACUGCUCCCAGUGUGGACAGUGGUUCAAUCAGCCAGGGCAUCUGAAACGGCACGAGAGAAUACACACAGGGGAGAAGCCUUACCACUGCUCCCAGUGUGGAAAGUUUUUCAACCAGUCAUGGGAGCUGAAAGUACAUGAGGGAAUACACACAGGAAAGAAGCCUUACCACUGCUCCCAGUGUGGAAAGAGUUUCAAACAGCCAGGGCAUCUGAAAGGGCACGAGAGAAUACACACAGGGGAGAGGCCUUACCACUGCUCCCAAUGUGGAAAGUGUUUCAAACGGCCAGGGCAUCUGAAACAGCAUGAGAGAAUACACACAGGUGAGAAGCCUUACCACUCCUCCCAUGUUGCAAAGCUUUUGCCCAUUUAG